GAUUACGGUCGAUGUGGCUUUUCUGGAUCCUGAACCUCAAUGUCCAUUGUCCAAACCCCAUCUCUUUCCUGAACACCUCCUCCAUGUCUGCCCUUCUCAAACCCUAACUUUCUCUCUCCUCUCUUUACUUUUCUCCGCUACCCAUCUUAUCUUCAAUCGCCUAACACAUCUCUCCCAUCUUCUCUCUCAUCUUCGCCGACCCACUUUUCCAGACGAUUUCCCUUAAAAGAUAACUAGGUUGUAUGAUGUGACACUUGGGAAAGCUUUAGCAUUGCGCCAAUGGCAGCUGAUCAGCGUAAAAGACGAUCGAGUUCUACUACUACUGCUUUCGGUUAUGGAUUUCUGGAGCAGAGUAGGGCGAAAAGGAGGGAUUUGAGAUCGCCCAAAUAUGAUUUUAGUUAUAAUACUCAUGUUUCUCUUAAAUGGGAUGAUAAUGGAAAAAGGGUUGUUGCUAAAGAGGAUCAAAUUGGGAUAUCUGGGAGACAAUUUAGUCCAUUUAUCCCUUCAGCUUCUUGUAGUAACGCUAAGUUGGCGGAUGUCGUUACCGUUCCGAGGGAUGUGUUUGAGCUGAAUGAUUUGGCUGAAGUUCUUUCUUAUGAGGUUUGGCAGUCUCUUUUAACAGAAAAAGAGAGGAAUUUACUUGUGCAGUUCCUUCCUGCGGGGGUUGAAGCCGAUGAAGUCGUGCAAGCUUUGCUUUCUGGUGACAACUUUUGUUUCGGGAACCCUUGUCUUAAAUGGGGCUCUUCACUUUGUUCUGGUGAUCUUCACCCUGAUGCUAUUCUUCACCUUGAGAAGUCCUUUAAAACUAAUAAAAAAGCAUAUUACUUGGAGCUACAACAAUACCAUGACAGCAUGAUAAGAAAUUUGCAGAACAUGAAGCAGAGAUGUGCAAGCUCAAAGGAUCCAGAAGCUGAAAUUCGACAGAUCAGGUCAAGGUCAAAAAGGCAUGAGAAGAUCAUUAUGCCUGAUGCAAAUGGACACAAAUGUCACAGACCCGACGAGAAUUUUGCUGUUAAGUCUGAAUCGAUGUCUUCAAUUGCUGAAGAAAAAUUAUAUUAUAGCGAUAAUCAGAAGCUGUCUGUUAUCAGAGAUGCUGAGAUCCAGAAGAGGAUGCGCAAUCAGGACCUAAUGAAAGACAAACAUGAGAAGUUGAUGGUUGCUCCUAAUGGCCUUAAGGUGCUAUCAAAAUGUAAGAAAGCAGAAAAACUGCAGAAGCCCAACAUGACCCCCAAUGAUGGUGCUAAAUAUAUGUCUUAUGUGAAGAUUAGUAAGAAGCAGCAUGAACUUGUUAAGAGUAUGAGGCAGUCUGGCUCAAGUAUUCAAUCUAAGGCUCUUAAUCGUUUGCUGGGAAGCCUUGAUAGCUCCAAUGUAAAACCAUAUGAGAUGUUUGUGGAAGAAGAGCAGAAGAGACUCCAUGAGCACUGGUUAAACUUGGCAAACAGAGAUCUUCCCAUUGCUUUUCAAAACUGGAAAAACAUACAGUUACAGAAGCGGCAAAUUAUGGAUUCUCUAUGUCAAGAAGUAGAAGAGAAACUGGGGGUUCAGUCGGAGGAUGAGAAUUUGGUUAACCCUUCUGAUGAGGAACGCGCAUCUUCUCAUGAUGGGGAUGGGGAUGGGGAUGGGGAUGGGGAUACUUCUCAAGGGGCAUCAGAUGACCACCAAGAUGAUGACUUGAUGACUCAGGAUUCUGUUUCAAUUAAUGAUGAGGAGGGAUCUGAUCCGUGCUCUCUAAAGGAUGAAUUUCCCUUGCAAAAUCCUCUUGAUGUCAAUGAAGAGUUUGAUCCAUCUUCUUCCAUGGAGACUGAAUUAUUGCAGAAGCAUCCUGUAAAUGUCAAGGAAGAGUUUGAUCCUUCGUCUUCUGUAGAGUCUCAAUCAUUGCAGAAUCCUCCUUUAAACGUCAAUGAACAAUUUGAUUUAUCUGCUUCCAUGGAAAAUGAGUCUUUGCAUCACCCUCUAAAUGUCAACGAGGAGCUUGAUCCAUCCUGCAUGGAGCAUCAGUCUUUGCUGAAUCCUUCUUUAAAUGUCGACGGGACUUUUGAUCCAUCCUUGGUUGAAAAUAAAUCUUCAUUAGAUCCUCCUUUAAAUGGCAAUGAGGAUAUUACUCCUAUGGAUCUAAAUGCAGGUAAUAAUCCUGUUACUUCUGACACAAGUGACACAAGUUCCAUGCCUGAGCAGCAUGUUGGACUGACAUCUGAAGCAUGUCUUAGAGUUUCACACCCUGAGACUCACAGUUCUGCAACUGCUCCCAUUGCUGAGGAAAUACCCGGCUCAUCACUGAAGAACAUGUGGUCUUCAAUUGGAUUGCCUGAAACUUAUCACACUCAUCCAAUAAUUCCGACAACUUUGCAGACUAGCUCUGCCGAAGUCUGUCUUGUACGUCCUCAAUUAGUGACGGAGCAGCCAGCCCAAUUAAUUGAUCUCGAGUCUGAUAUACCUGAAGAAGACACGACCAAAGAUCUUUUGAACAGGCAUACAAGUCAUAUGCCUUUUUUCAAUCCUUUUCCGAAUCGAGACAGAAAUGAGCUGCAUUCUCUAAUUAAGCGAGAAGGUUAUCAUCAGGAACAAAAGAAGCCUGGAUCUGAGUUCCAUCCAACUAAUGUUCUCUUGGAGCCUGCUAAUCCGUUCCCGGGCCAUUUUCGGGAGCAGUUGCAGCCACCAUUUGCAUUGGAACAUCAUAGACAGAAAGCACAGAGUGAGCUAUAUAUGCAUCCGAGCAUUCAGGAUAACAUUUACUCUGACAACAGUAGGUAUUCUGUUCAAGGACCAGAACAGUUCUCAUCCGUAAAUGUAAGAGACUGGAGUAACGCCACCCGUCUUCCAAACCCUGUUCAACCUUCACAAUUAAGUUCAGGGGAAUUGUUGAACCACAACUGGUUUGCUACUGAAAACAGAGCUCAUGGUGGCUGGUCCUCGUCAGAUGCUACAGUUUUCCAAACCCAGAGUCUUGGAAGUACUAGCACAGGUGACCAGAGCCUCUACAGUGUCCUCACACAAUGCAAUUUACGCUCACGGGGCCCAUACAGUCCUGUUGGCUCCACUGAACAAAUGAUCCCACCAACAACAAACUAUGGACAGGAGAUCCCUCCGGGAAUUCCCAUGACAAGCAAUCCUUUGCCGCAGACAGUCUCUCCAUUUGACUACUUGAGUGGUGGUGAAGCUUCCAGUACGUUGAAGAAUCCCAGCAUGGGGUGGAUGAGCUUGGGACAUCAGCCUUCGACGUUACAUGAUCCUUCUGGAAAGCCAUUCUUGAAAUCUUGGAAUCAAUAACAGACUCUAUGUUGGAACUAAUCUUUGAUGAAAGCAUGAAGGAGAUAUGCAUAUGUGGAGGUCUGGCCAAUCAUAAGGAGAGAAAUAGGAUCAUAGGCACGUUGUACAUACCUAUACAACAGCUGAGACCCACACCAUGUAUAUAGCUAGUUAGUAAUAGGCACGUCAGAGAUCUUGGAAUGCUAAGUAUCCAAGGAGAAUUUGUUGCAACAGGUGAUUUCUUGUAUUAUUAUCAUUCUGAUUUUAUUUCUGGGGAACUCAUUUUUCUUUUGAUGGUUAGAGGUUUAUUUCGGGGUUGGGUUAUUUCAAGGUAAAUUCUGCAUUCGAAGGCGGACAGCUCUUUUUAGCAUUUGUUGAUCAGUGCUCUGUAUACUAUGGCAUCCCAGUCAUAAUAAAUUUCUUACUUCCCCAGGUGAGGUUCAUGAAA
Messenger RNA from Beta vulgaris subsp. vulgaris (sugar beet), 3694 nucleotides. RefSeq lists its product as hypothetical. Lineage: Eukaryota; Viridiplantae; Streptophyta; Magnoliopsida; Caryophyllales; Amaranthaceae. Gene Ontology annotation, cellular component: Ino80 complex. The transcript is spliced from 10 exons. Bases 280 to 3267 code for a protein of 995 amino acids. The record is from RefSeq and is a predicted model, not a curated record.